Messenger RNA from Clupea harengus (Atlantic herring), 4269 nucleotides. RefSeq names its product NACHT, LRR and PYD domains-containing protein 12-like. Gene Ontology annotation, molecular function: protein binding. Lineage: Eukaryota; Metazoa; Chordata; Actinopteri; Clupeiformes; Clupeidae. The record is from RefSeq and is a predicted model, not a curated record.
CACGUGUGUGUUCCAGUGUGUCGUGUGUGCCAUUAUAAACCUGACAAAGGUCUUAAUUAUUAGUAUAUACAGUAAGUAUUGGGACAAAGCCUGUGGUUAAAUACAAAGCUCCAAAGAUUGCACCUCAAAACCUAUGGAAACACUCAUUCCAUCUUCAGCAACAGACUGUGAAGCUUCAAACUCUAAUUUCUCAAAUGUACUUGCAGAUUCACUUGAAAUAGACCUCAAAUUCUCCAGCCUAUUUCAGCAUAGUUAGACAUACUUAUGAUUUUGAGAUCCUUUAUUUCAGUGUGAUGUGGUGAUUAAGGUCAGGUUGUUCCUUCUUUUCAGAUUGAAGUCAGACAGACCACCAUCUCCAGUGCCCAGCGGUGUGUCCAUGAAGAGCGAUCACUCCACUGGAGGCCGUCCAAACAUGAGAGGACAUGUCCCCUCUGAUCCAAGUGGGUUCACACAAACUCAGAGUCCACACGAAAACACAACGUCCAGUGGUAGUGAGCAGUUGAGCAUUCCAAAUCCAGUCCGCCAACAACUCCAUUCUCAGCCGUUCGGCAUGACAAGUGGGUCUGAGGAUGAAGACCUGUUGAAUGCCAUUAAGAGUCAUAAAGCUGCAAUGAAAAGGAGGUUUGAUGGAGUAAAUGAAGGUCAUGUUGAAGCAAAAGAAAAAGUCUUAUUCAACAAAAUAUACACAGAGCUCUACAUCACAGAAGGACAGAGUGAAGAUGUAAACCGGGAACAUGAGGUUCAGCAGUUGGCAAAGUCACAUCAAAGACAGAGCCAUGACACUCCAAUCAGUGUCAAUGACAUAUUUAAAUCCUCAGAUGGACAAAGACGCCACAUCAAAACUGUCAUGACUAAAGGUAUUGCUGGGAUUGGGAAAACGGUGUCUGUGCAGAAAUUCAUUCUCGACUGGGCUGAUGGAAAGGCCAAUCAAGAUAUAGACUUCAUAUUUGUGCUUCCCUUUCGAGAACUAAACUUGGUGCAACAUACAAAGUAUUCAUUCCACAUGGUUUUGGAAGCUUUCUAUCCUGAGCUGGAAGACCCACAUAUGUAUGAGAAUUGUACGGUUUUGUUCAUCUUAGAUGGUUUGGAUGAAAGCAGACUCGAAGUUGAUUUCUCAUCUGAUGACGAAGAACCAUUUGACGUGUCCACAAAAGCACCAGUGGGCAAGUUGAUUGAAAACCUCAUUUGGGGGAAACUUCUACCUUCUGCUCUUGUAUGGAUCACUUCACGUCCAGCCGUGGCAGGUCAGAUUCCGGCAAAGUACAUCAACCAGAUGACCGAGAUAAGAGGCUUCAAUGACGAACAGAAAGAAGAGUACUUCAAGAAGAAAAUCCCAGAUCCCGACCAAGCGAGGAGUAUCAUCACACACAUUAGGACAUCAAAAAGUCUCUUCAUCAUGUGUCAUAUACCACUUUUCUGCUGGAUCACAGCCACUGUGCUUCAAGACUUACUUCUUCGUGGCGUUGAGGAAAUUCCUAAAACAAUGACUGAAAUGUUCUCCCAUUUCCUGCUCAUACUUACAAACUUUCAGCGCCAGAAAUACCCUCCAGAAAGUCAGGGCACACAAUGGGACCCUCAAGAUAUCAUUGUGAAAUUGGCUAAACUUGCAUUUACCCAGCUAAUGAAAGGCAAUAUUUUGUUCUAUGAGAAAGACCUGGAAGAGUGUGGCAUUAAGGUCAGAGAGGCUUCUGUGUACUCAGGAAUAUGCACAGAUAUUUUUAAAGAGGAACUGGUCAUCAACCAGAAAAAAAUAUACUGUUUUGUGCAUCUGAGCAUUCAGGAGUUCUUGGCCGCUUAUUUUGUGUUUCACUCAUUUGUAAAUCAAGAGGAAUUUGAAAGUGAGGAUGAAGAAUCAUCUCACGAUGAAGAAAACUCUGAGGAAGAGGAAACACAAGAGGACGAGGAUUCUGAAGACGAGGAAGACUCUGACGAUAUCGAUACCCAUUGGGCCUUUUUCUUUGGGUUCAUGUUUGAGGAUGAUUCGAGUGAUGAAGGGUCUGAAAAUGAGGACAUGUCUGGUGUUGAGGACAAAGCAUCUGAGGACAAAGCAUCUGAGGAUGAAGAGCCACCCGAGGAUGAAGAUACGUCUGAGGAUGAAGCUACAUCUGAGGAUGAGUACGAAGAUACAUCUGAGGAUGAGGACGUAUCUGAGGAUGAAGAUGAAGUCGUAGGAAACCUAGACCAACCUUUCAAAGCGGGAAAGUUGAAUCACCUGCUGAAGAGGGCAGUGAAAGAAUCCAUGCUUUGUAAAAACGGAAAACUUGACCUUUUCCUUCGCUUUCUUUUGGGCAUUUCUCUGGAAUCCAACCAGAAACUUCUAGAAGGCCUCCUGGGACAGACCGUGUGUAGCUCAGAGAGCAUUGAAAAGACAAUCCAGUACAUCAAGAAGACUUUAAGCAAACAACACAGAUCCACCAAGAGAUGCCUUAAUCUUUUGCUCUGCCUGCUUGAAUUAAAAGACAGCUCACUUCAAAAAGACAUGGAACAGUAUAUGAGAUCGGGACAAAAACUCUCACCUGAACAAUGCUCCACACUUGCCUAUAUUCUGCUGGCAUCAGAGGACAUACAGGAUGAGUUCGACCUGAAUAAGUACAACACAACUCUGGAGGGCAAUAACAGACUUGUCACUGCAGUGAGAGGAUGCAGAAAAGCUAAACUCUCUGGCUGUUUGCUUUCAUCUGAUGGAUUUGAGAGUGUGACCUUUGCACUUCAGUCAAAAAACUCAUACUUGAGAGAGCUGGACUUAAGUUAUAUUAAUUUGAAAUAUUUUGACUUUUGUAAUUUGUUUCGAGCGCUAUACCACAGAGACUGCAAAGUGGAGACACUGAGACUCGUCAGCAGCUGUUUCACAGCUGACUCCUGUGUGCCAUUAGCUGUUUACAAACCUUCAUGCGUGAGGGAUCUUGACCUCAGCUGUAAUGACCUGGACUCUGGAAUGAAGACUCUGUCUAAGUGGUUGACACACAUAAACUGCAAACUGGAGAUACUGAGACUAGCUAGCUGUUCGCUCACCAGCAGAUCAUAUAAGACUAUCAAAUCUACUCUCCAGUCAGAGAACUCGAUCCUAAAAGAGCUGGACUUAAGUUUCAAUGACCUUCUGGAUUCAGGAGUUAUGAUGCUGUCUGAUGGAUUGGACCACCCAAAUUGCAAACUAAAAACACUGAGACUCGUGAGCUGUAACAUCACAGGAGAAUCAUGUGGAAGGUUUGCAUCAGUUCUUCAGUCAAGGCACUCUCAGCUGAGGGUUUUGGACCUCUCCAAUAAUGACCUGAAGGAUUUUGGAGUGAAGUUGUUGUCAGUAGCUUUAGGACACUGCAAACUUGAAACACUGAGGCUCUCUGGGUGUUGCAUAUCAGAUGAAGGCUGUGAGGCUCUGGCCUCGGCGCUCACUUCACCCUCCUGCACACUGAAGGAGCUGGAUCUGUCCUACAACCAUUCAGGAGACAAAAGCAUGGACCUACUCAAAAAGUACAAACUGAAAAGACUCAGCUUUGCCUAUAAUGGACCAGACAUGCUGAAAACUGGCCCACAGAAAUACGCCCGUGAACUCACGCUGGACCCAAACACAGCCCACGUUGGUCUCUCUCUUUCUGAAGGAAACAGAAAGGUGACAGCAGCGAGGAAGAAGAUGCCGUACCCUGAACACCCAGAGAGAUUUCAGCAUGUUCCUCAAGUGUUGUGCACAGAUGGCCUGUGUGGACGCUGUUAUUGGGAAGUUAAUUGGAGUGAUUGUAAUACAAUUGAGGAUGUUCGUGGAGCUAUAGGUGUGGCAUAUAAAUGCUUACAAAGGAAAGGGAUAUCUACAAGCACCAUGCUUGGACUUAACGACAUGUCCUGGAGCCUGUGUAUAGGUUAUAUUGGUGAUGAUGGUGAUGGUGAUGGUGAUGGUGGUAUGGAUGGUUUUAACAUCUUCGGUUCAAAGGUAGUUUCUCCCAAGUCUAUCCGCUCCAAAAGGCUGGGGGUGUACCUGGACUGGCCAGCAGGCACAUUGUCCUUCUUCAGUAUCUUCCCUGAUAAACGCACCCACCUGCACACAAUCUACGCAACCUUCACUGAUCCUGUCUAUCCUGGGUUUAUGUUUCUGAUGCCAGACUUCAGUUUAACACUCACAAAGAAAGAGGCCUAGUCCUUCUUAACUAGGUGGCAAAGAAAGAGACCUAGUCCUUCUUAACUAGGUGGCAAAGAAAGAGACCUAGUCCUUCUUAACUAGGUGGCAAAGAAAGAGACCUAGUCCUUCUUAACUAGGUGGCAAAGAAAGAUACCUAGUCC